AUGCUUUUUGCCGAGCCUAACCAUUGUUUGUACUUUAUACCUAUUCGCCUUUGCAAGACCUCAACAUUGCGUCUCUCUUCUAUAGAUACCAUCGACUUCAUUUUAACACAAAAUCCGUGUCUAUUGAUCAAACGUUUUUCUGCUUAAUAUCUAAUUUACAUACCUAAAUCAUGACCCCUGGUUCAGGAGGAUCCAGUGUCGUGGUCCCUCGGAAUUUCCGAUUGCUGGAGGAACUUGAACAUGGAGAAAAGGGGAUUGGAGAUGGUACAGUAAGUUAUGGAAUGGAUGAUGGAGAUGACCUUUACAUGCGAGCCUGGACUGGCACCAUAAUAGGUCCUCAUAACUCUGUACAUGAAGGAAGAAUAUAUCAAUUGAAGUUAUUCUGUGACAAAGAUUAUCCAGAGAAGCCACCAAGUGUUCGUUUCCAUUCUCGGAUUAACAUGACUUGCGUCAACCAUGAAACUGGAGUGGUAGAAUCAAAGAAGUUUCCACUUCUAGCAAAUUGGCAGCGAGAGUACACAAUGGAAAACAUACUGACACAGCUGAAGAAAGAGAUGGUGGCUCCACACAACCGUAAGCUGGUUCAGCCUCCCGAAGGAACCUAUUUCUAGUAUAAAGAUAUAUACAGGUCUUGUUGACUAAUUUAUGCUGAAAAGUAAUGGUGAAACUAGAAAGUCCCCCAAAAGCUCCUAUCCACUCAGUUGCCUCAUAAAUAUCCUUUUUCUGAUCUACUUCCUUGUGAACAAUGUUUUUGGGUUUUUUUUUUUUAAAUGGUUAUGUUGUGUGAGCAAAACUGCAAAUAUGAAUAUAUUUCUUAAGUUCUUGCAGUUUCUGAAUC
Molecule: messenger RNA, 838 nt
Organism: Olea europaea var. sylvestris
Lineage: Eukaryota; Viridiplantae; Streptophyta; Magnoliopsida; Lamiales; Oleaceae
Product: ubiquitin-conjugating enzyme E2 variant 1C-like
Exons: 4
Coding region: 171-611 (146 amino acids)
Biological process (GO): protein K63-linked ubiquitination; DNA damage tolerance
Cellular component (GO): nucleus
Source: RefSeq, a predicted model, not a curated record